Molecule: messenger RNA, 1388 nt
Organism: Hypoxylon fragiforme
Lineage: Eukaryota; Fungi; Ascomycota; Sordariomycetes; Xylariales; Hypoxylaceae
Exons: 1
Coding region: 497-844 (115 amino acids)
Source: RefSeq, a predicted model, not a curated record
UGAAGAGAAUAACUUGAAUUCACAUCAGGUGUUAUUAUUCCUUUUGUUCUCUACUAUUACUUGCCAUUCUGGAUGACGUCCUAGCUACCUACCUUCGGUACCUAAAGUAUGCAUUUUAACAACAUACAUCAAUGCCUAUGAACUUACCUACUAUAAUAUGUGAGAAAAUGCAAAGAAAGAGGAAAAGAUAAACAGCUGGUAAGAUACGUAUGGAGAUAUGUAUGGGUAUACAAAUAUUUUGCCACGUCGAUCGCGAUACUCGACCUGUCAGUGGCCUGAAAAGGGGACAAACCUGAUUGACAACUAGCAUGACGUCAACCCCCUGACUUACACACUAAAAGACGCCUCUGAUGCGAUGCUCAAUACCAAUAUCUUCUAAUAUAACAUACUUGAUUCUCUUUACUCUUUAAUAAGUAGAUACUAUAUUAUUUACGAUCUUAAAUCUUGUUUCCAUAACAUACACCUAAGUUUACCAAACUAGCAACUUGCACUAAACAUGCCUUCCACACGCUCCUCAACCGGACAUUCCAAGCCGCGCGUCCAUCUGACCGUGUCUACCGAACCAGAACGCAAGCACAGGACCAGCACCAGCAACACGAAGCGCUCCGGUGGCACUACCACCACGACCACCACUACUACUACGCACAAGACCCGCACUGGUGCCGGAGUUACCAAGCAGCCGGCUACUCACCACAAGCGGAAGCCACACCUAAGCGACAAAAUCGCGGGCGCGGCGGAGAAGCUGGUGGGAACGAUAACGCGCAGGCCCGGGAAGAAGGCCGCGGGGACUAGGAAGAUGCGCGGGACGGAUGGGAAAGGCAGUCGGGCUAAGAGGGUCUAUUAGAUUAGACUUAUGUUCACUGAGAGAUGUAUCUGAGGGCGAUGGAAGUUUUAUCAUGUAUAUUGUGCUUCCCUGGGCACCUGCCUAGGUGCUGUUAGGACUACUGGGAUUACUGGGUUUCUAAGGGUGGGCUGAAUUCAUAACGAAUUGGUCAGGAAUACGGGAACGGCCUAUGAUGGUUGAGGGGAUAUUAUGGCUUAAAAGCUGUUGUCCUUCCAUACCAACGACACGGAUAGAGGGAUUUGGGGAUUUCAUUUCGACAUACGACAUACUACUUGUCAUUCUAUAACUAUGACACCUACAUGUAUCAUUAGAGCAUAGAAGCGAUCAACUAUCUUGCACCUACUUACUUGAAUGCUGUCGAAUGUGUUUUACGGGAAGCAUAUUAUGGGAUAUGGACAUUUCACUUAUCGUUGUUUACCCCCUUAUCUUCCAUUGUCGUUAGGCAUUAAGUUUUACCGCUUUACUCAAGCCCAAUUGAGCGUUUCCUAGGGGAGGCUCAUUCACUCAUGACAACUGAAGGAGAUACGAUGAGGCUUAGGCAUUU